This is a messenger RNA of Penicillium salamii, 774 nucleotides long. NCBI's taxonomy places the organism in Eukaryota, Fungi, Ascomycota, Eurotiomycetes, Eurotiales, Aspergillaceae. The record is from the annotation of a GenBank genome assembly.
AUGUAUUCACCAUUGACAUUCUUACCUCGCUUCUCAGCGCCUGUUACGACCUUCUCGAGACUCUCUUUUGUGCGGCCUCCAGUACGACUUUGCGCUUCAAGAACCAUGGCGACAAAUGGCACCAAUGGGGUCAAUGACUCACGGCCAGUGUUUUUCUUCGAUAUUGACAACUGUUUCUUUGUCAAACAUCUCGACCUUAAUGCCUCUGAUGCCCAUAUGUUACACCAGAAGUACUACAAAGAGUAUGGCCUCGCCAUCGAGGGCCUCACUCGUCACCACAAGAUCGAUCCUCUCGCUUUCAACUACGAAGUUGAUGAUGCGCUUCCACUUGAUACUAUUCUCAAGCCCGAUCCCAAGCUGCGCGAGCUGCUGAAGGACCUGGAUACUACCAAGGUGAAGCCUUGGUUGCUCACGAAUGCCUACGUGAACCACGGAAAACGGGUAGUAAAGUUACUCGGCAUUGAGGACCUUUUCGAAGGUAUCACUUACUGUGAUUAUGGACAAUUGCCGCUGGUCUGUAAACCAAGCCAGGACAUGUACGCCAAAGCGGAGAAGGAAGCUGCCGCCCCUAGUACAGAGUCGUGCUACUUUGUUGAUGACUCGUACCUAAAUUGUGUUCAUGCGCAUGCCCGGGGCUGGACGACAGCCCACCUUGUUGAGCCUGGGGUUCCUAUCCCCUCCAAGCCAGCAUCGAAAUACGUGAUCUCAAGCCUUGAGGAACUCCGUAUUCAUUUCCCACAGGCCUUUAAGCAAAACCAGAGCGGCGAUGCAUAG